Molecule: messenger RNA, 1635 nt
Organism: Ceutorhynchus assimilis (cabbage seed weevil)
Lineage: Eukaryota; Metazoa; Arthropoda; Insecta; Coleoptera; Curculionidae
Source: the annotation of a GenBank genome assembly
UAACCUCACUUUUUCAAACUGACUCUUUCAUACAAAUAUUUCACUUAUUUCUAUUUUUCUACUUGUUUUAUCUCUUGUAUGAGGCUUGUGAACUAAUUUGAUAAAUAUUAUGGCCAGUUUACUCGAUUCUGACCUGCCAAAUAACUGCGAAAUAGCUGUAUGUGACAUCAAUGGACAAGUGCAUUACAUGAAUGCUCAACAUGCAAAUGUUGGCACUUUUACCAACUCUGUGGAACACCUUCCAAAAAUCCACAUAACUCGAGACCAAUUACAAGAAGGAAAAGACGCAUUUUUACCUCUCCGGGGUCCAUUUCUACAACAACUCUCUCAAGUUUAUUUCAAUCGAGGGACAGCUGAGGCAUUACAGUUGGUUAAAUCGUAUAAUACUUUCCUUGUUUCUCAUGGUGCAAGUGUUGUUCUGAAUAUUUUAAACUUAAUACAAAAAAUCCGCCUAAUUUUCAACCCAAACGUCCGUUACCUGCCACCAACUCUCAUAACUAAACUUAGUCAGACUAAAGAUUGGCAAAAUAGCACAAUAAGAUUUAUUUCCUGGCACCCGUAUUGUAAUAAAUUGGCUGUAGUCACAUGUGAUGAUAGCGUAAGGGUUUUUAGCGCUGAAAACAAUAAUUAUCAUCCAAUAUUAAGAUGUAAAGAACAGAAAAACAUAACUUGUGUUGCUUGGAGGCCGAUGUCCAAUACAGAACUUGCCGUAGCUCAUGGAAACGGCAUAAUUCUCUGGAAUCUUGACCCUAACACCCUAAAUCCAAAACCAACCAUCAACAAUGCACUUAUUCUACAAAGAAUUGAACACAAACCUGUAAUGUCAAUAGCCUGGUCCCCGAAAGGCGAAUUGCUGGUAAGCGUGGCUGCAUGUGAUAAUACAAUAUUAGUCUGGGAUCCAGAGUUAGACCAGACAAGUGCCUUGAAAAGACCAGGAGGACAUGGCCAGGUCUUAGUUAAAUGGUCGCCAUCAGGAGAUAAAUUCCUAACAUGCUCAAAUGGAUUGAGCUUCAGAGUUUGGGACUAUAGGAGCUGGGAAUGUGAGAGAUGGACUGUGGUCAGUGGAAGGGUGCAGACGGCUUGCUGGUCUAAUUGUGGGAAAGUGCUGCUUUUUGCUACCAAUAAAGAACCUUUGAUUUAUCGUGUUAUUGUCAAGAAUGAUACAGUUUUUACUGCUGAUAUUGAUUCCUCUUCCAACCAAGCCCUGCCCAUAUUUGAAACCCCCAAAGUCGAUUCAAAUGGUAAAAUGGUAGGCGGCCUAAUCCAAUGGAUGGAAACUGAUCCAAAUGGCAAAUAUUUAGCAGUAAUGUUUCAAGAAACAAAUGCUAUAGCUGUGUUCAAUAUUCUCAGGCAACCCUGUAUGCAACUUAUACCAGGGGCUCUCAUUAAUGGUUUAGCUGAAGAAAUACCAACUGCUAUAAGCUUCGUGCAAAAUUUUAACGCUGGAGCUUGUUUGACUAUUGGAUGGUCUAGUGGACGGAUUCAAUAUUAUCCCAUUAUUUAUUCUGAUUUGGUUCAGUAAUGAAAAUUUGAAUAUCCCAGCUAAUUUUUUGUUGAAUGUCUUUUAAUGUCAUAUUUAAGUUUAUUUUUUAAUAAUAUUAUACUAUUGAUUUUUUUAAAAUAAUUUUGAUUUGA